AUGGAGGAUCUUUUAAUUAAUGCUCGACACCAUCUGUGUAUGCGGAAUCCCAAGUUUAUUCGAAUUGGUCUUCGUCAACUGGAAUCUAUUCUAUAUCAUAUCGCACGACCUAGUAACAUUCAUGAUAAGAUUCCGAAAGAGAUUUAUCUAAAGCUGCAAGACUCUCAUCUAUACAAUUCUGUUGUUCCUUGUAUUUAUGCAUUGGACAGUCUUUUGGACUACCAGCAAAAUGAUGAAACUUAUUUCGAAAACUAUGUCUUUAUUCAACGCCUAAUGGAUGACUUGUUACAUGUAAUUGAGGGCCUGGUACUAAUCCAUCCCGUGUCUCAAUCAUUUUUUGAAGAUAAAACCACCUUGCAUCUUUUUAUACAAAUACUGGAACCCAGUCAGAUUAGAAGCCUUCAAGUGGCAGCUUUAAAGACACUCGUGUGUAUCAUGGUGGACCAUCCUCUUGUUGUCCGACUGUUUGAGUCAAUUGGCGGUCUGCACCAUAUUUGCAUGUUAUUUAAGCAUAGACAAACUAGCCAAGAUACUCGUUUACAAAUCCUUGAAUUCUUUUACUUUUAUUUAUCUCCGGAACCUUACAAUAUCGAGGAUUUACCCUACCGUAAAACUCGAGCGGAAAAGCAAAUUUAUCUUUCAAAGUAUCUUUCCAACGUUCAAGACCUACGGAAAGACCUAGAUACUUUUAGACCAUUUGGUAAAUUAGACGAGACUUUUGACUGA
Schizosaccharomyces osmophilus is the source of this 726-nucleotide messenger RNA. RefSeq names its product SIN component Cdc14 (gene cdc14). The transcript has a single exon. Lineage: Eukaryota; Fungi; Ascomycota; Schizosaccharomycetes; Schizosaccharomycetales; Schizosaccharomycetaceae. The record is from RefSeq and is a predicted model, not a curated record. Bases 1 to 726 code for a protein of 241 amino acids.